AUGGCACAAGAGACUACCGUCACGGAUGGUGAUGAGGCGACUCAGGUCCAGGUUCUGGCUGGCGCGCCAGUCGAGGAGAAACAAGCCGAGGGGGAGCCGGUGAAGAAGGAGAACGGGGACAGUAAGGUGACCGUCGCCGAGCAAAGCCCCGAGUGCACGUUUGUACACCCAGAAGGCGGCUGGGGAUGGUUGGUCAUGCUCGCUGCCAUGUGGUGCAAUGGCUCGGUGUUCGGGAUCCAGAAUGCCUUUGGUAUCCUCUUCCUCUCCCUGCUACGGGAGUUUGGCUCCGAGCACGAUGAUGACCUGCGCUUUCGGACAGCAUGGGUGGGCUCACUCUCCAUGGGGAUGAUCUUCUUCUGCUCUCCGAUUGUGAGCGUCUUCACUGAUAUUCUCGGAUGCAGAAUUACCGCUGUUGGUGGGGCCGCUGUUGGCUUGGUUGGCCUCUUGGCCAGCUCUUUUGUCAAGUCUCUAGGCCCCAUGUAUUUCACCUACGGCAUUGUGUUUUCCUGCGGCUGUUCCUUUGCCUACCAGCCCAGCCUGGUCAUCUUAGGCCACUACUUUAAGAAGCGCCUCGGCUUGGUGAACGGCAUUGUGACUGCUGGCAGCAGCAUCUUCACCAUCACCCUUCCCUUUUUGCUCUCUGGCCUCCUGGAAAGAGUGGGGCUUCAGAACACCAUGCGUGUUCUCUGUAUCUUCAUGUUUGUGCUCAUGUUGGCCGGAUUCACCUAUAAGCCUCUGCUGCCAGUCAAGCCAAGAAGCACAAGUGGUUGUCCGCCCCUUAGCCAGAUCUUCAACGUCAACAUUUGGAAAUCAGUGGGAUAUCGCAUAUGGGCUUUCGGGAUUCCAGCAGCCCUUUAUGGAUACUUUGUGCCUUAUGUUCAUCUGAUGAAGCAUGUCGAGGAGCGCUUCGGGGUGGACUCCAAUAAAGAGGUUCUGCUCAUGUGCAUUGGCAUCACAUCCGGUUUCGGACGUCUCAUCUUUGGAAGAGUUGCUGACUAUAUUCAUGGGGUCAACAAAGUCUACCUGCAGGUGUCGUCCUUCCUCGUUAUUGGCCUCAUGUCUAUGAUGAUCCCACUUUGCAACAUCUUCGGAGGGCUGAUCGCUGUGUGUCUGCUUAUGGGAAUGUUCGACGGCUGCUUUAUCUGCAUCAUGGCUCCCAUCGCCUUUGAGCUUGUCGGAGCCGAGGAUGUAUCCCAGGCCAUUGGCUGUCUCCUGGGCCUGAUGUCAGUGCCCAUGACUGUGGGACCCCCAAUCGCAGGUUUCCUCAGGGAUCGACUGGGAAACUACGACCUGGCUUUCUACCUGGCAGGCAUCCCACCGCUCAUUGGAGGAGCUAUGCUGUGCCUGAUCCCCUGGGUGGAGGCCAGAAGCAAGAGAGCGAAAGAAGAAGCGCUCAAAGACGUCAACCAGACGAUGUUGAAUCAAGGGAAGCCGAAGGAAGAUGCACAACUAAAAACCGGAGAAUCCAUCCUCUAA
Messenger RNA from Nerophis lumbriciformis (worm pipefish), 1476 nucleotides. The record is from RefSeq and is a predicted model, not a curated record. NCBI's taxonomy places the organism in Eukaryota, Metazoa, Chordata, Actinopteri, Syngnathiformes, Syngnathidae.